Messenger RNA from Ipomoea triloba (trilobed morning glory), 2552 nucleotides. Its product is annotated as pentatricopeptide repeat-containing protein At3g49740-like. The transcript has a single exon. Lineage: Eukaryota; Viridiplantae; Streptophyta; Magnoliopsida; Solanales; Convolvulaceae. Gene Ontology annotation, biological process: RNA modification. Gene Ontology annotation, molecular function: protein binding; RNA binding. The record is from RefSeq and is a predicted model, not a curated record. Bases 205 to 2376 code for a protein of 723 amino acids.
AUCCCUAUUCCUCAUCUCCUAAAUCCUAAUUUCCUAAAAUCUAAAAAAAUUCCUAAAUACUAACAUCUAACAGAUAGACGAAUCCAUUCCAGAUUCCUGCAGAAACCAAACUCAGUCUCCGUCCGACGGCGCUGCGGUCGCUGCCUUCCUCCCCUGCGAAUCUGGGUAUGUCUUCUUCAUUGACUUAAGAAUUGCUUAUUGUUAAUGGGCAUACCACAAAACCUCAGAGAGCACCUCAUCAAACUUAAUUGUCUUCUUGCUGAUUUCACUCAUUGCCGCCAAUUCUACAGUGCUCUCCACCUCUUUCACCAUAUUCACUCCUCCCACCUUCUCAGACCGGACCACUACACCCUUUCCACCGUCCUCACUGCCUGCGCCAACAUCCAACACACAGUCGUCUUCGGCGCUCAACUCCACGCCUUUGGGUUUCGGGCUGGGUUAACAGCUUUUUCCCAUGUUUCAAAUGCUCUGCUUUCAUUCUACGCCAAGUCCCAAGAUUUGUGCGGUGUCAAAAGGCUCUUCAGCGAAAUUCAAAGUCCAGAUGUUUAUUCGUGGACGACUUUACUGUCUGCGUGUACGAAGCUUGGUGAAGUGGAGUAUGCUCUCCAGGUGUUUGAUGAAAUGCCGCGCAGAGAUGUUGCUGUGUGGAAUGCGAUUAUCACUGGCUGUGCAGACAACGGCGAUGAUGAGGUUGCGUUGAAUUUGUUUCAGAAAAUGCACUCUUUGGGUGUUUCACACGAUAAUUACACUUUUGCCAGUGUCUUGAGUCUCUGCUCCUUGGAGCUAUGGGGUUUGGGGAGGCAAGUGCAUUCAAUGGUAGUCAAAACUGGGUUUUUGGCUACAACUUCUGUUAUCAAUGCUUUGGUGACAAUGUACUUUAACUGUAAAUCUGCUGUGGAUGCAUGUUGGGUUUUCGAAGAUGCAGAUGAAGUGGUUGAUCAAAUAACUUACAAUGCAAUGAUUGCUGGGCUAGUGAGCGUGGAAAGAAAUGAGGAGGCAUUAGUGAUGUUCAAUCAUAUGAGAAAUAUUUAUCUGAUGCCAACUGGGCUGACUUUUGUCAGUUUAAUGAGUUCAUGUUCUGAUGCCAUGAUUUCAACUCAAAUUCAUGCACUAGUAGUGAAACAGGGUUUUGAAGAUUGCACUUCUGUGAGUAAUGCUGCAAUGACCAUGUAUUCCAAUUGUCGGGACUUAAAAGCCACUUGUUUGAUUUUCGAAAGAAUAAAAGAGAAGGAUAUUGUGUCAUGGAAUGCCAUGAUAACAAGCUACGCCCUAGAGAAUUUGAGUGGAGAAGCGAUUUUGGCUUACCUUGAAAUGCAGAGGGAAGGGGUUGUGGCAGAUGAAUUUACUUUAGGAAGCUUACUAUCAAGCUCUCAAUCAGUAGCUGAUGCUGAGAUGAUUCUAUCCAUAGUAAUCAAGAAUGGGCUUAUCUUGAAAAUUGAAGUUUCAAAUGCAUUGGUUUCUGCCUUUUGUAAGCUUGGUGAAAUAGAGCAGGCCUAUAGAUACUUUCGCGACAUGUUUACCAGAAACUUGAUAUCAUGGAACGCGAUAAUUUCCGGUUCCCAAUCAAAUGGAUUUCCUAUGCAGAGUUUGAACCUGUUUAGUGAGCUUCUGGCAGAAGGAUUGACACCUAAUGCUUACACUCUCAGCACUGUCUUGAGUGCAUGUGCCGGUAUUCCUUCUUUCCAGCACGGGAAGCAGAUUCAUGGAUACAUUCUUAAAUUUGGAUCAUUUUUAGAAACUUCUAUAGGUAAUACUCUGAUUGCCCUGUACUCAAAGUGUGGGAUUUUACAUUGGUCUACAAGGGUGUUCCAGAUUAUGACUGAAAGAGAUGUUGUCUCUUGGAAUUCAAUGAUAUCUGCCUAUGCACAGCAUGGGAAAGGAGGGGAAGCUGUCCAUUGUUUUGAAAAGAUGGUAGAUUCAGGUCGGGUUGAACCAGACAAAGCAACUUUUACCGGAGUUCUUUCAGCUUGUAGUCAUGCAGGUUUAGUUGAAGAUGGCAUUCAAAUAUUUAACUCUAUGGUCAAUAACUAUGGCAUUAAGCCUGGAGUGGAGCACUUCUCUUGCAUUGUUGAUAUUCUAAGCCGAGCUGGAUAUCUCGACGAGGCAGAAGAGAUAGUAAAAACCAAGAAUAUUGAGGUAGAUUCCACUGUCUGGUGGACAUUGUUCAGUUCAUGUGCAGCUCAUGGUGAUACAAGAUUAGGAAGAAUUGUUGCAGGAAUUCUUCUUGAAACUGAAAAGAAUAACCCAGCAGUUUAUGUGCUAUUGUCAAAUAUUUAUGCUGAUGCAGGGAAGUGGGAGGAAUCAGCUAGUGUUAGAGAAUUGAUGCAGAGAUAUAGGGUCAUCAAGCAACCAGGCAGUAGUUGGGUUAGAUCAUAGCAUUUUUUUUUCCUCCCAUAGUCUAUCAACAACUCUUAUACCAGGGUUCAUAUUGCAGUGUGAACCUUGAUAUAAAAAUUUUGUACCUUCAAUUUACACAUUCUGUACACAGUUAACAGUUUCUGUACAUGUAAACAAAUAAUUUGAUAAUUACUAACACAUAAUAUAAUAGGACA